Messenger RNA from Penicillium brevicompactum, 261 nucleotides. RefSeq names its product MoaD/ThiS family protein. The record is from RefSeq and is a predicted model, not a curated record. Lineage: Eukaryota; Fungi; Ascomycota; Eurotiomycetes; Eurotiales; Aspergillaceae. The transcript has a single exon. Gene Ontology annotation, biological process: Mo-molybdopterin cofactor biosynthetic process. The coding region runs from base 1 to 261 and encodes 86 amino acids. Gene Ontology annotation, cellular component: cytosol.
AUGCCAGAAACAUUCACAAUCCACUACUUCGCUUCAGCGUCACAAUACACUUCAAAACAUACCGAAAGUCUACCCGCCCCACAGAGGCUAUCCGACCUCUUCGGCGAGCUCGAGAAGCGGUACCCCGGAAUUGUCGCCAAGGUCCUCUCCAGCUGUGGUGUCAGCUUGAAUGGGGAAUAUGUUGAUGUCGAGGAGGAUUUGGACGUUGUGAUUCAAGCCGGUGGCGAAGUGGCUGUCAUUCCACCUGUGAGCUCCGGCUGA